Messenger RNA from Mitosporidium daphniae, 522 nucleotides. RefSeq lists its product as uncharacterized. The record is from RefSeq and is a predicted model, not a curated record. The transcript has 3 exons. Bases 1 to 522 code for a protein of 173 amino acids. Gene Ontology annotation, cellular component: cytosol; endoplasmic reticulum. NCBI's taxonomy places the organism in Eukaryota, Fungi, Microsporidia.
AUGUCAUCCGCCGGGGGAACAACAGCCGUAAAGCGACUGAUGGCAGAAUAUAAAGAGCUGACAAGAAACCCCCCAGAUGGAAUCACCGCUGGCCCGGUUUCAGAUGAUAACAUGUUGGUGUGGGAGGCUCUUAUUUCUGGCCCGCCAGACACUUCCUUCGAAGGUGGGCUGUUCCCUGCAAUUCUCACCUUCCCAAAGGACUAUCCGCUCAGCCCGCCGACAAUGAAAUUUACCUGCAAACUGUUCCAUCCCAAUAGUAUGCACAAUGUUUAUGAGGACGGAAGGGUGUGCAUUAGCAUCCUGCAUCCGCCUGGAGAUGAUCCAAACAUGUAUGAACACAGCUCCGAGAGAUGGUCGCCCGUUCAAUCUGUCGAAAAAAUACUUUUGAGUGUUGUAUCCAUGCUGGCCGAGCCUAAUGAUGAGUCGGGGGCAAAUAUCGAAGCGUCGAAAAUGUGGCGCACCAAUCGAGAGGCCUUCCAUGUAAUCGUCAGGGAAUGUGUUGCGAAGAGUCUGCAGCUCUAA